CGACGACAGACGCCAAAUCAGACCUGAGAUCAGCGUGUCACUCUGCCUCCACCGCAGUUUGAACGGGAGUACCGACGUCGACCUGCGGGGCCCGCCGGAACAGCAGCUGCCAGCCACCCGGUGCUCCCCGCGCGCCGCGAGUGUCUCCACGGUAACGCGAGAGGAGCCGGCGGAGGAGACGUAGCGAGACAUAUAAGACUUUAUCAGCAGCUCCGAGGUUGAGGGAAGUCAACCUGCCGCCGCACCUUUCCUCGGGGGGGCGGUUUACAACCUUGAAGGUGUGGCGGACUCACUGCCGCUCGGCGCACGUUCGGCGUCAGCAGCCUGCGCGAGGGCACCAGUCGGCCGUUGGUGGACGUCGGGAGAUACUUUUACUACAGACCUGUUGGCUAAUUAAGGAGUCAGAAAGUUUGCGUCUAAACAGGUGGAGUGAUUUUUUUUCUUGGGCGUGUCAGUGCGCAGGUGAUCCGAUUGUGGUGUUGUGUCUUUCAGCCCUCCUCCGCUUCGUUCCUUUGGUCUGCGCCAUCCGCGUCGUCAUGGACUGCCCGCUGAGCGGGGCCACUAAAGGGGCCCGUGCCCUUCACUCGGAGCGGACCUCGUCACGUCAUAGAUGCCGCUCGCUCGUCUUCGCCCCUCUAUGAGUAACUGCGGAGGGAAUAAUAAAGUUCCUCUCGGUUUGAACAAUAGAGCCAUGCAUCCGCUGCUUCCCCUCUGCGUCUUUUGGCUGCUGCCCUUGGCUUGGACGCUGGAGAAAGACUCCCGUCUGGCCGUCCCCCGCAGAUCUGUGCCCUACCAUAAGGAUAAUUGCCACCUGUUCCAUGAGGAGGGAGUGUUCAACUACUCCACCAUGCUGCUGAGAGAAGAUGUGGACCUGCUGCUGCUGGGGGCCAGGGAGGCCGUGUAUGCUCUGGACCUCAGAAACAUCUCCAAGAAGCUUUCUUUGGUUAAAUGGGAAGUGACCGAAAAACAAAAACGUGACUGUCAAAACAAAGGCAAAGAUCCCAAGACUGAGUGCAAGAACUACAUCAGGAUCCUGCAUCAGACGGAGGAUAAGAGGAUCUAUGUGUGUGGAACCAAUGCUUUUGAUCCCGAGUGUGAUUACAUGUCCUACGCAGAUGGAACGCUGACCCUCGAGAAGAAAAGAGAGGACGGCAAAGGGAAGUGUCCUUUCGAUCCUUUCCAGAGAUACGCGUCCAUCAUGGUUGAAAACGACCUGUACUCGGCCACUUCAAUAAACUUUCUGGGCUCUGAACCCGUCCUGAUGCGCAGCUCUCACACCUCCGUACGCACCGAGUUCAAGAGCUCCUGGCUCCACGAGCCCAACUUUGUUUCCAUGGCCCAGAUGCCAGAGAGCUUCAUGAGCGAGGAUGGGGAUGACGACAAGGUCUACCUGUUCUUCAGUGAGACAGCUGUGGAGUGCGACUGCUACAACAAACUGGUGGUUUCCCGCGUGGCCCGUGUCUGUAAGGGCGAUCUCGGAGGUCAGAGGACCCUGCAGAAGAAAUGGACGUCCUUCCUGAAGGCCAGGAUGGACUGUCCCGGGCUGGAGUCUCAGCUGCCGUACCUUAUCCAGGACGCUUACCGUCUGUGUGACCCUCGGCGGCAGUGGAAGGACUGUUUGUUCUACGCCGUCUUCACGCCGCAGUCGGAAACGACGGACCUGUCUGCAGUGUGUGCGUACCGCGUGUCUGACAUCAGCAGAGUGUUUGCGGAGGGGAAGUAUAAGACCCCGGUCCCCGUAGAAACCUCUUUUGUUAAGUGGGUGAUGUACAGCGGACAUGUCCCCGUCCCCCGGCCCGGAUCUUGUAUAGACAAUGUGGCUCGUAAAGAAGGCAUAACUCGCACCCUGGACCUCCCAGACCGGACCCUUCAGUUUAUCAAAGAUAGGCCCCUCAUGGACCAAGCUAUCCAGCCAAUAGGAGGGAAGCCUCUUCUGAUGCGAAGGGGAGCUCCAUUCACACGCAUCGUAGUCAACCAAGUGCAGGCGGCAGAUGGAGCGCAGUACAGCGUGAUGUUCAUAGGCACAGAGGGAGGCACGAUAGUGAAAGCAGCAAAUCACGACGGGGAGAUGUUCAUCAUCGAGGAAGUGCAACUCUUCGAGCCCCCGGAGCCAAUCAAGAUUUUGAAAUUCUCCAAUGUCACAGGUCAGCUGUACGCGGGCUCCGACAGCGGAGCAGCACAGAUGCCACUGGCCACCUGCGGGAGGUCCUCAUCCUGCAUGGACUGUGUCCUGGCCAGAGACCCAUACUGCGGCUGGGACACAGUGGUCAGGGAAUGUGUUUUCCUUUCUGAUUCCACAAGAGGACUAAUCCAAAGUGUGAAAGCUGGAGAUGCUUCUCUCUGCCCGAAUGCUGGCGCCGUGAAUCCUACGAAUCUGUCCGUCUUGUCUCAGGGGAACCUGAAGCUGCGUUGCCCGUCGCCGUCCAACCUGGCAAAAACCACUUGGGAGCGGGAUGACGACGCUUUGACUCCGUCCACUCGCCUCCAGAUUCUGGAGGACGGACUCCUCAUUCUCAACGCCACCAACUCCGAAGGCGGCCGGUACCGCUGCCUGUCCGAGGAGCGCUCCAAAGCCGCAGUGUACAAGACCACCUUGGCCGAUUACCGGGUCAGCGUGGCCGAUCCAGCUGGGUCCAACGACAGGACGACUCUUCUGGAGGCUCGGGUGGACGGCCCCUCCGUGGCCGGGCUGCAGGCUGCAGUUGCGCUCCUGCUAGUGUCUCUUCUUGCCCUUUUGGCUUGGAACUUUUACAACGGCCACCUUCCGCUGCCCUGGAACUGCAUGAAGAAGAACAUAGAACAGUCCCCGGAGAGCCAGGACGCAGCCAGGUCGGCACCGGCGGAGGGCAAGCCUCUGGUGGCCGGAGCAGACAACGGCCGCGGCAACCACCGUGCCGAGGAGAGCGGUGGCCCCAACGCUCUUCUCCCGCCUCUCCAGUUUAUUGACGACGAGUCCGAAAUUUGACCGGGACGAGCAGCUUUACUCCAUUCGGUUUCCCUCACAGCUUUUGAGAAAUGAACGUCAAUGAGCCAAACUGUUUUUGGGCAGAUCUUUCGGAUUUAUAAUUUCAGCUCUGUUUGUGUGAAAAGUUUAGAACAUUCUGAGCAGCUGAACCUUUUGACUCCUAUUGAAUCAGAUUGGAAAAGAGGAUUCUCCCCCAGGAGUGUUUUAGCGUUCUAAUAAUUGUUAAGUCCCAUUGAAAUGAUGCAUCUUCAAUCUAAAUUGAAGAUACUUAUGGAAAAUAGCUGAGAUUGAGCCAUUCCUUUCUAACCACUAGCUGUCAAGAUGUUGUGUUAUUGUAUUAAACUUUUUCUACCUGUUC
This is a messenger RNA of Gasterosteus aculeatus aculeatus (three-spined stickleback), 3323 nucleotides long. Its product is annotated as semaphorin-4E. Gene Ontology annotation, molecular function: semaphorin receptor binding; chemorepellent activity. The record is from RefSeq and is a predicted model, not a curated record. Gene Ontology annotation, cellular component: plasma membrane. NCBI's taxonomy places the organism in Eukaryota, Metazoa, Chordata, Actinopteri, Perciformes, Gasterosteidae. Gene Ontology annotation, biological process: neural crest cell migration; negative regulation of transcription by RNA polymerase II; axon guidance.